AUGACUUUCAUCCGUGCAUUCUUUUUAUUGUUGACAGCAGUUGCUGCUGUUCCUGCCCCUCAGGCCGAAUCAUCGAGCCCAGUUUCAACAGCCGCCGGAACUGCUACAAUCUCUUCAGCGUCUUCGACUGCUACAUCCGUCUGCUCCGGAAACACUGCCAGUGAUCGUAGCGUUUGGUGCAACUACAGCAUUGACACCGACUAUUAUACUGGUGGCCCAGAUACUGGUGUGACAGUUGAGUACUGGCUCGAAGUAACUAAUGUCACACUUGCUCCAGAUGGCGUCGAGCGCAUUGUCCUUGCCGUUAAUGGGACUGUGCCCGGGCCCACACUCGAAGCGAAUUGGGGAGACACGUUGGUCAUUCACGUCCAAAAUAGCCUCACUAAUAAUGGAUCCGGCAUUCAUUGGCACGGCAUCCGUCAAAUGGGGACGAAUCAAUAUGACGGUGUACCAAGCAUCACGCAAUGCCCAAUAGCACCUGGCGACUCUUUGACAUAUACGUGGAAAGCCACCCAGUAUGGAACGAGCUGGUAUCAUUCCCACUACUCCCUCCAAGCAUGGGAGGGAGCUUUCGGGCCGAUCAUCAUUCAUGGACCAGCCACCGCCAACUACGACGAAGAAAUUGGCACAGUCUUCUUGAACGACUGGAGCCACAGCACCGUAGACGCUCUCUACACCUAUGCUCAGACUUCCGGCCCUCCACUUAUGGAUACUGGCUUAAUUAAUGGCAUGAACGUGUAUGGCGACGGAGGCUCCCGAUACGCAGCGAAUAUUGAAUCCGGAAAGAAAUAUCUGAUUCGGCUCGUUAACGGGGCUAUUGACACUCAUUUCAAGUUCUCCAUUGAUAACCAUAACCUCACGGUCAUUUCAAGCGAUUUCGUUCCAGUCACUCCUUUCAGCAUUGAUGUUUUGGAUAUCACUAUGGGUCAACGGUACGACAUUAUCAUAGAAGCAAACCAAGAUACCGCCGACUACUGGAUGCGCGCCAUUCCCCAGCUUUCUUGCAGCAAUAACGAUUCCCCCGAUAAUAUUCGAGGCAUCAUCCGCUAUGAUAGCAGUAGCACUUCUGACCCCACAAGUUCAGCAUGGGCCCAAGAUGAUGACUGCGUCGAUGUUGCCUUGUCAAGCCUAGUUCCUCAUCUUUCACAAGCAGUCGUUGAUCCAACAGGAGAUGAUCUAACGGUAACUGUCACCACGAACGAGGAGAAUCUGUUCAGGUGGCAGAUCGCCCUUGAAAGCAUGCAGGCACGAUGGGGAGACCCUACACUGAUGCAGGUCUAUGAUGGUAAUACGAGUUUUGAGGAUGCGGAGUGUGUGUAUAACCUUGCGGAAGCGGACCAGUGGGUUUACUGGGUCAUUGAGACGGCCAUUCCAGUUCCACAUCCCAUUCAUUUGCACGGCCACGACUUCUUCAUCCUAGCGGCUGCAGAAAGCGCAAGCUACGACUCCUCCGUGACCCUCAACCUCGACAAUCCCCCGCGUCGUGAUGUUGCAAAUCUCCCAGCUUCGGGGUACUUAGUCCUUGCUUUCAAAACCGAUAACCCAGGAGUUUGGCUCAUGCAUUGUCAUAUCGGAUGGCACACAUCCGAAGGUCUCGCGCUACAGUUUGUGGAGAGAGCGAGUGAGAUCCCAGCGUUGGUAAAGUAUGAUGUUGCAAAUGCGACCUGUGCAGCUUGGGAUACUUGGGUUAGCCAGUCAGGCAUUGUAGAGGAGGAUUCUGGUGUUUGAUUUCUCAUUCUGGGUUUAAAACGAAUCAAAGGACAAGUUUAAAUAAACUGAGGCG
Molecule: messenger RNA, 1783 nt
Organism: Lindgomyces ingoldianus
Lineage: Eukaryota; Fungi; Ascomycota; Dothideomycetes; Pleosporales; Lindgomycetaceae
Product: laccase-1
Exons: 9
Coding region: 1-1728 (575 amino acids)
Molecular function (GO): copper ion binding; oxidoreductase activity
Source: RefSeq, a predicted model, not a curated record